GCAAGCUGCCAGUGUCACCCUCCCGUCAUGGUAAGCCGCCGGUGGUCCGUCUCUUCCGCUGCUUCUUAAAUUCAUCGUUUUCUCACCAUGGAGCUCGAAAAGUGGCCCAUUUUCAGCCUCCUUAAGCCGGAGUUUGUGGAGAAGAUGAAGCUUGCCUGCGUAUUUGGAAACAUAGGAAAUGAGGCCAUCAUAGUGACCAAGGAUGAUGAUGUUUACGCCAUGGGGUUCAACGGUGCUGGUUGCCUUGGGGUUGGGGACCAAAACAGCACCAUGGAGCCAAGGAAAAUUGAACCCCUAUGCCAGAAAAAAGUAAAAGGUAUAGCUUAUGGAAGUGGUCCUCAUGUGUUGGCAUAUACAGAGAGUGGAGAGUUAUAUUCCUGGGGCCACAAUGGGUACUGUCAACUAGGUAAUGGCUCCACCAAUCAAGGACUAACACCUUAUCUGGUCACCACACACCUGCACAACAAGCGGGUGACGAGGAUUGCUGCUGGGUCACACCAUUCACUUGCAUUGACGGAAGAGGGAGAGGUACUGGCUUGGGGUCAAAACAACUAUGGACAAGUUGGGUCUGGAACAACAACAAAUCAGCCAACUCCUCGACGAGUUAUUGCAAACCUAGGUGGGAGGCAAGUUGUUGACAUAGCCUGUGGCCAGACAUCCUCCAUGGCAGUCAUGGAUAAUGGAGAAGUAUAUGGUUGGGGGUUAAACAGCAGCGGGCAGCUUGGUCUUGGGAACAAUGUGAAUCAACAGAACCCGAGUAGAGUUACAGCUCUGCAGGGUGUGAUCACAAAGAUUGUUUGUGGAUAUUCCCAUACACUUGCGUUAAGUGACGAAGGCAGUUUGUGGGCUUGGGGAGCCAAUAGCUAUGGUCAGCUGGGCACAGGAAACAAGGCUAACCAGUGUGUUCCAGUAAGAGUAGCACAGGAACUUGGGCGUAUUGUUGAUAUUGCUUCCUCACACUGCUGUCACUUAUCUGCUGCAAUGACUCAGAACUCAAAAAUAUAUUUCUGGGGACAUUGUAAAGGUCAGAGUGUAGUAGCUCCCAUGGAGACAGGAUUUAGCAGUUUGCAUGAAGUAUUUGCUCUCUGGGCAUCUCCAAGUGUAACUUAUGAACCAAUCAACGUCACAGGCUUCACUCGAUCUUCCUUAGCCCAAGCAAUGUCAGUUGCUUUGGAUGAUGAGGAGACGGCUGAUGUUGUGUUUGUGGUUGAUGACCGUAGGAUUAGAGCCCAUCGAGCAGUUCUCAAGAUAAGGUGUCAGUACUUCCGUAGCAUGUUUCAAGAACACUGGAAAGAAAAUAAUUUAGAAGAAGUGGAAGUGAAGGACUAUUCCUUUGUUGUGUUUCGAGCAUUCCUUCAGUACAUUUACACUGAUACUGUUGUUGUUUCACCUGAGGAUGCCAUUGGUUUAUUAGACUUGGCCAAUGCAUACUGUGAAGAGGCCCUGAAGCGACACUGUGAACGUAUAAUUCGACAUGGCAUAACCACAGAAAAUGCUGCAAUGCUGUAUGCUGUUGCCAUAAAAUAUGAAGCAACAAGGCAGAAUGGGACAUGUGUAGAUGAGUCCCCCUGUUCAAGCACAGUGUGGCAGGAGUUAGAAGAAUUCUGCUUCCGAUUUGCUCUUAAUCACAUGACAGAAGUUGCACAAACAGAAGCCUUCAUGGCACUAGAUGAAUUGACAGUUAAGAACUUCAUCCAACGAGCAGCGCAGCAUGGAGCCUUCAAGUACUGAUAUUCUAGCUACUUGUUGAUGAGAAUCUCACAACAGCAGCAGCAGCCCAGGCACGGCCAGCACUCUUAAUGUCACAGUCAGGGUGUUGUGAGUGGCAAGGCAAAGGGGUCAGUGGUGGUCUGAUACGGGCAGUGGUGACAAGAGAGAUAAUAUCAUCAGCAUUCAUCUUGGGGACAGCCAAUCAAUGUUGUAUGUGUGAUAUGCUUUAAGAAAUUUUUAAGUUUACAAUUUCAGAUGCUCCAUUUCAGAACAAAUAAGAAAAUAAAAUAAAAAGAAUGAAGAUCCCAGCUCAUUCUGAAAAUAUGUAAGUUGCACAGUGAUAUGAGCAGCAGUCAUGGUUGAUACAAAGUUAGAAUUAAGUUACUUUACUGCUAUUAGAGUAUCUGUGAUAUUUAUAUGAUUUGUUUUAUAGAAUUAUUGUUCAUUAUUUAAAUUAUGUUUUGUUAUGUUAUGCUUUCUAUGUGAGCCAAUGAUUUAUUAUUUAUUGCAGAUUAUGAAGUCUCAUUUGAAGUUUAAGGAAUUGGGCUAAUAUGGUUGACUUUAGCUUUAUUACUGCUUUCAGUACUUACAAAAGAAUUAUUGUGGUACCUCAGGUUACAAGUUAAUUUGCUCAAAAAGGCCACAUCAUUCAUUACAGUCAAUUUCUUGAGCAACAUUGUGGCUUCUGUAAAUUAAGUAAACUUUAUUAUAAAAUGACUAAGAGCUGAAGAGCAAAAAUGAAUGAGGAUAUGACUCCACAACUCUUUCCUCUAUGAGAGGAUAGUGGCGACUGAGAGCAAGUGUUGUUGGGUAUCUUUUUGUUUACCGUCAGUUGCCUGAUAGAAAACAAAGGCCAAGUCUUCUGCCUUUUUAGGUGCAUGUAACUAAAGUCUUUGCUUAUAACUAGCAGUGUUUUUUUAUCAAACAUUCUUUACAAGUAAAUCACAUUAGUCCUAACCUCAGAGAUUUGUAACCCAAGGUAUCACUGUAAUUACAGAAGGUAUGUUUUACAUUACAUAAAUUAUGAUAGAUUUCAGGAGCACACAGUAUGUUGGUAUUUGACUGUGAUGUGACAAAAUUUUGUUUCAGAUUUGUUUAUUUAUUUAUUUAUCGUUAUUUAAACACGAGGAGAAUUGACAGUUAUUUGUGAAAUAUGUAAAAGGCGAUGCCUGAUGCAGAACAUUUUCAUGAAAGUACAAUAAGCAUUGCAUUUUGUCUCUUAAAUGCUGUGUUUAUUAUUGCACUUUAAGAAACAUACUUUUGUGUUCCAUUCAAGAUAUUUUCUAAGCCUAUAUUUCUUUUAAUGUUUUUUUAUUAUUAUUUUCUAUUUAUGAUAACACUUAUGAUUCUCAUGUGUUGUGAUAUUAAGUGGAAAUCCUUUUAUUCUUUUUAUUUUUAAGUGUAUUGAAACAUUCCAACAUUAUGUAACUGCCUGACACUUAAGCUGUAGAUUAAUUUUAAGUUUGUUUCCAUUCAUCUGUAGAUAAAGAUUCAUAGACAAAGUUUUUCUCUCUAUUUCACAUGUGAGAAAAAAGAAUGAUUAUAUAUAUGUUAUUUUUCAGAAAAUGUGAAUUAUGUUGUUUAUUUUUUUUUUUCAUUCUUGUGGGGUUCAUCAUUCUUAUUAUUAUUGGCUUUGGUUAGCUUCAGCAUUUUACUAAUUAAGUAUUUUUUUGGUUGAUUUUGUGUCUCAUCAGCUAAACUUUUUCCUUUAAUAUUCUGGUAAAAUUUAGAGGCUUGAGUGAACUUAAGACAUCUUGACUUUGUGAAUAAGUUAAGGUUUUCAGUUUAUUGUAUUCAAAUAUGAUUGCUUACAAGCUGUUAAGGUCAGAUAAAUUUGAAUACUUCAGCAAAAUGCUUGCAGAUUCUCUCUCUCUCUCUCUCUCUCUCUCUCUCUCUCUCUCUCUCUCUCUCUCUCUCUCUCUCUCUCUCUCUCUCUCUCUCUCUCUCUCAACCAAAGCCCAUAACUUCAGAUUAAAAUAACUUUUACUACUUAAUUUAGAAUUAAUAAGAUAUUUAUUCUAUCGAGGAAUAAAUGUAAAAUCAUUGUAACAUUCCAUCUGUGAUGCUAUAAGCUCUUGAAAAGAGAAUUAGGGAAAUUAGAUAAGUUUAUGAGUUUUGAUGUUUUGCUUUAUUGUUAUUUUUUUAUCAAUCACAUGCUCCUUCUAUGGUGAAAUUCAAGCUAUAAAGUCUAGUUGUCCAUUUCUAUCUUCAUGUUGAAGUUAAUUUCCAGCAUUGAAAGCUAAUUAUCUUUUUUGCAAUGUGACAGGUUUGUGUGCAGAAAGUUUUCUUAAGUGGAAAAUGAAGUGGCUAUUGCAUUGUCAGUUGAAAUUGUGCAUAGAAAGCAGGAUGAGUUUAAUGAUUAAUAUUAUUGAAGAGUUAUUCUUAUAGAAAGUCAAAUAUUGCAUUUCCAAAUAAAGUGAGUUUGAAAACUGUAGAAGCAUAUGAGCAUUGCAAAUUCUUUUCAUGUGAAAUUCUGGUUGUGAAUGAAGGAGCAAGGGUGUGCAACUUUAAGAUUGCAUGACUGAUACUAGUCAUUUUUUUUGUGUUUUCCUUAAAGGAAGAUUUCAUCCUUAAAGUUUAACAAAAUCUGAUAUUUUUAUACUUAAUUCAUAGUUGAUUAGAAAAUAAUGUUUAAUUUUAUGAAAUAUUUGUCUGUAUAUUUUUACGUGUCUUUCACAAUAUGGUACUCUACUUCAGGAUUUUAUAUUUCUCAUAACAGAUUUUAUGUUAAAACAGUAGCUUAUUCAGUUGCAGAUUGCACAAGAUUGUUGUUAGAAAAAUUUUAUUUGGUAUGACAAGGAAUUAUUAUCAAGAGUACUUGAAUACAUGCCUGUUACUAUGAUUAAUUGUGUGAGCAUAAAAACAUUAGAAAAUACAGUGGAGACUCAAUACUUGAAUUUAAUUAGUUCCAAAUGGUUGUUUGAAUAUCAAAAAGUUUGACUAUCGAUACUUAUGAAUUAAGUAAUUACACUUAAUCCUCGGCUAUCGCACCCAAUUGGGGCCGAAAUAGCCACGCCAUAGCCGAAAACGCGAUAGCCUUAUUGAUCUUGGCUGGAAGGCGGUUUUGGCCAAUGAGUGCUCAUAUAUCUCAUAACGUCAUGGCUGGGCGCACGAUAGCAGGCAUCUGAGGUCGCGAUAAUGAAAUUUUAGCAGCUUUUCAUGGGUGCGUGAUAGCAAUAAAACGCGAUAGCUGAAGUCGCGAUAGCCAAGGGUUGACUGCAAUUCAAAUCUUAGCGAAACCUCAAGUUUAUAAAGAUUUCAAUGUAGUUUUUGUUAUAAUUUGAUUUUUAAAUACUGUAAGUGAAGGCUGGUGAUGGAUAACAUAGAAGAGGGGGGGAGAAGGAUGGGGAGGAGGAGGAAGGUCAUCGGAGGACAAGUCACCAUCCAUGAAAACGUCUUUGUAACUUUUCUCCUGGUGUUAUGCCUGUGAACCCACUAGUGGAGGGCUAUUACUCACUAACACUUGCACUCUCAUUAGAUUCCUUAUUUUCACCACUAUUAAGCCUCUUUGGUGCCAUUAUAAGUCUAAAUGAAAAACUACUGUCAGAACGCAGAAGAAUGUAAUUUUUCUUAAGACUGUGGCAGGACUAGGGAUGAAUACCGGUAUCUGGUAUACUGGAUUAUCAGCAUUGCCAGUAAAACCGGUAUCAGAAUGGGACAAUGGCAGCAACGGGGAGGGAGAGGACAGAGGUUUGUUUACAACCAUGUGUGUGACCAUUCGAUUACCAGAUAUUUUCACCACCUUUGGUGUUAAUGCAAGUUUAUAAAUGAAAAACUACAGACAAAACACAGGAAAAUGUUAUUCUGAUGACCACACAAAUGACGAAGGGGGGGAGGGAGAGGUCAGGGAGCCUUUGUUUACAACUACGUGUGUGGAUGUUUGAAUAUUGGGUAUUUUUUCGAGUAUUAAAUCAAACUUUUGCAUUCGAGUAUUGAAAAGUUUGACUAUUAAGACACUCGAGUAUUGAGUCUCCACUGCACCAUUUUGCAAGCUGCAAGAAACCAUCAAGCCUACAUGUGGCAGCCCUUGUGUUACAACACCUACUCUCAUAUUUCUGUUUUGCAGGUGCAUACAACAUAACCCUCCAAGUAUCAUGAAGUAAAACUGAGGAUGUUUAUUUAGUUGUGAUGUGGAUAUUAGAUGCUUAAUGCAUUUAAUAUGCAGCUUUAAUAUGGUCUUUUUAGAACUUUUAACAUAUGUAUUUAUGUAACGAUGCUGAAAUCAGGUUAUCAUAUAUUGUGCAUUGCCAUACGUUUGUUCUAGAACAAUGAUGUGGUAUUGUGAAAUGUGGAGAGUAAUGAGAUGUAAGGUUAGUAUAGAACUAACUGAGGCAGAUGAACAUGUUUUCAAGGAGGUACAGUGGCAACAAAUAUUUACCGAUGCAAGUACAGUACUGAUGCUUGAACCAUUACAAGUUCAACCUCCCAAAUUAAAAAUUCUGUCAUUUGGCAACUCCUGUAAGCUGCCAUAAUUUAGAUGUGCUGAAUUAGUUUAAAUGUGCCACAAUAAUUUACAUUUGCCAGCAUCAUCUUACCAUGGCGGACAGUGGUUAGGACACGACGUACAUAGUUAUCGUCAGAUCUCACAGUAUUCGUGGCCAUCAGUCUUCCCCACUGUCAGUCUUCCCCAUUGUCAGAAGUCAUGCUAAGCUAGAAUGCACACUCACAAUGUCAAUUUUAGAUUAAAAAUUAAAUUAAAUUCUAAAUGAAUUUUGGUUCUUGACAUAACUUUCUUGGAUUUAAAUUGUUUUUGGCAUCAUAUUACUGCAUACAAUACUUUUAGGAAUAGUUUGACAGUGUAUCCAAACAAGAGAAUCACAAUUUAUCAGAGAAGAUUACGGCUGACAGCCUGAUGCAUGCAGGCCAUGUGAAGCAUGGUUUUUUAGAGUUUGGGAAAAUUCGUUUUACUCCUGGCAGUUAUUUAUAAUAAUGCUUUAUUGCAUCAAAGAAGCAUGUUAUUUACUCAUUACUACUGAUAUUUAUUGUUACAUUUAUAAUAAAAACAGUUGGGAUCAUAUUACAGUAUAUACAGCCAUGUUAUCAUGAUGUUGAUAAGAGUUCUAACAGUCAGAGGUGGUGCUAAAACAGGGUGAUUCCCAUCUUAGCACUUAUGAAUGACGUCAGAAGUUUAUAGCUGGCCACAGAUUGACUGUCUGAAGUGCACCAUUUUUCCUGCCCUGACUGACAUCAUUAGCUGUGACAGUUUGUAAAGUAUGUGUGGAUGUUAUUUUGAGGACCACCUGUAGUCUGGAAUUUUCUAUGGUCUGGCAAGCCUCAGGUUUGGAAGUUGCUGGAUUUGGGAGAUUCAACCUGUAUUCUGAAACCAAUUUCUACUUUGUAUGUAUUAUAUAAUUUUGUAUCAUUAUUCAUUACAUUUAGUGCAUAAAAGUGAUAUACAUCCAAGUAAGUUGGGGGUUACACACCAUCCUUAGAUUAACAAAACAAUAUGUAUCAACAAAAUGCUCAAUAUUAGAAAAAGAAAAAAAAAAAAAUGGUAAGACAGUAGGAUGUAAUACUAUACUUUUUACACCUUUUUAAAAAUAUUAUUCAAGCAAAGCUAAUCUACAUGUAAGUUAUCUGAUCAUAAAAAAAAUAUUUUGCAAUUGACAUUUGAAGAAAAUUUUGUCUGAAGGUAGGAAAAAAGUGUUACCAUAAUAUAAACUUAAUUGACUCAUUUAAUCUAAAUCUUUGAUAUAAUAGAUGCUUGGAGAGAAAGACUAUCAAGAGAGAUAAAUAUUAACCUUUAAACAGAGGCCAGUACCUUUCAGUUAAGCAUCAUAUAAUUACCAAAUUAAAUAUUUUCUUUGUAGGUGAUGAACUAGUUACUACAAUUGAAUUAUAUCUCCUGCCAUGAAUAAAAGCACAGUAAUAAAAUCAGUUUGAUAGAAAACUCUUUUCAUCUUAGUUUUGCUCAAAGUACUGCACAUUUGACGUGUGUUUAUUAAUUUCCACAAGAAACUCAGGCAGUAAGUAAUGUCACAGCAGUAAGACAUGUGCUGAUGUAGGAAUGAUUAGUAUAUUACUGUAGUAGUUUUACAUGAAUUACUGAUUAUGAAAACAAUACAACUUGUUCCCAUUAAUAUUGGCUUUUCAUAGUUUUUUUUGUGUCAAGUACAGUAUUUUGAAUUUUUAAAUUUGUACUUUAUACUCGAACCAUUCAGAUAAUGGAUUAUGAGUUAUUGAUUUAGCUUUAAAUUUCAGUUUAAUGAUUACAUGUUUUGUAGCAUUGUCAGCUCUUCCAGUUAUGAUUGACACAAUGAUGGACACCUUCAUGGUUGGAGAACUAAGCUGUUGGUUGUCAGACGUUGACAUGGAAGAUAUUGAUUUAGAAUAAUUUACCAAUAAACCAAAGCAAGUAGAAAAAAAAAUCAAGGUGACUACUUGUAUUUGUCUGCAGUAGGUUGAUGUAGUUGGCUUAGGGCCAUAAUUUGUUAUCUAGAUUUUAUGGUGAAAUUGUUUGAUGACAUAAGCUUAUUCUUGAAAACACCAAGAAUUAAAGAAUACAUUACUUAAACAGUGCAAUAAAACAUGUUUAAACAGAACCUUUCAUCCUACAAUCCUUAGUAUAAUAUUUACUACCUGGAAAUGUAAAUUUUGCACUGAACUGUCAUAUUAGUUGUAUGACAAGUCAUCCGCCAUAAGCAAUGCUUACAACAUUCAGAUACAUUGUAUGUUUUGUACCUCACUGUUUUUUCUAAAGCCUGAUUUAAUCUUUGGAAUAUAUUCUUUGAAGAACAUGACUCUUACAUAAUCAAGAAUGGAGUGUUUGGACGAAGAGGUAACCAUCCCUUGUGGGACACCUGCAGAGGGAGUGACAUAUCGUUGAAAUAGAAUGGUCACAUUUUCAAUACUGGUUUUGUUGACACAGAAAUUCAGUAAUAAGAUUGUUAUAUAAAUUAUCUAAGUGCUCUUGCAUUAAGUCACUUUCUUUUCUUUUCAUGUUUACAAUUUUUUGAAGAGCUAAAUGAUGGACCAUGCUGCUUUUUCUUGAAAGAUGAUAAUAAAAUAAUUGGCUACUUUGUGAUGUUAAUGACAGAAAUCUUAUAAAACAUUCAUGGGAUUAAGUUGAUUAAUAAAUUUUGUGUGCUGGUUGUUUUGUGAUUCUUAGUUCAUAUAUAUAUAUAUAUAUAUAUAUAUAUAUAUAUAUAUAUAUAUAUAUAUAUAUAUAUAUAUAUAUAUAUUUAUUACAAGUACUAAAUCUUUUCUGAAUUUGAAAAAUGCUCUUGUAGAAUUUUUUCAAAAGCUCUCAAAAUGAACUACAUUAGUUUUUGGAUUAUUUACACAGUGUCCUUCUAGGGUAUUUAUUCUAUACUGGGUGUGUAGUAAUGCUAGUUCAUUGCCUAUCAAGGUGAUUGACUGGUAUGUAAGAAUUUCAGGAAGGAAGGCAGCAAAGAAAAUGGCUGUUUGCAAUCCAUUUUUUAAAAUGUGAAAUUAUUUGUUUUGCUUGUGAAAUUUUCUACAUGACAAUGUGGAUUCUGUGGAAAUGGAAAAUUGGUUGUCUUAUGGCUAAGAGAUUGAUAUAUGACUGACCUAAUUUUGAAUGUGUGAUGGAAAGCUGAUAAGGUAAAAACAUAGGAACUUCCAUAAAAUCACAAAGAGAAGUACAUUAUGAUUUCUAGCAGUCACUUGCCCAUACAUCCUGGAGAGUUGAAAUUUUGCUGGGAAGUUUCUGAUCCAAGUGUAGCUGUGUUGAGAUUCUUGUCAACAAGUAGGUUCUGACUGACGACAGGAACAACAAUGGUUAAUGGUUUUGCACAUAUUAUGUUAAUGAUGGUUUUUGAGAAAGAUAUGAAUGUUUGAGAACAAACAUUGUGACCCAUUGUAUAUUCUAAAUAAUGUAGUGUGUUGUUGAGCAUGUGUGACAUGCACAUAUAAGCUGCUAAUGAGAACACUUGAUAGUGUUAAAGCAGUGAAAACUGAACUGUUCAAAUCAUUGCAGCCAUACAGUUGUGGUAUAUUAGGUCUUUCAUUGAAGAGUACUGUAGCAGUACUACAUUAGUUCAAAGCAUGGUAAACAGUAUUUUAAAGUAUGUGGUGAAUACAGAGCUGAAGUAUGAUGUCACACUGGUUGUGAACAAACACUGGCUAUGACUGAUUUUUUUUUUUUUUUUUAAUAAGAACAUAUGUUGAUAUUGGACCAGGAAUUACACAUUGUUUAUAACCAGUGUGAUGUAUCAGUUUUGUAUUCUAUAGGUAACGGACUACAUAUUUUCUUUGGAUAUUUUUUAGGUGAUUACCAAUGACUUCCAAGAUAAAAAAUUCCUGUAAUGCUUAACAUUUUUGUAAAAUGUUUUGAGCACUAUUUCCAAUUACUAUGUAUUAUAUUUUCUUUAAUGCAAGGUGAUUAAAGGAUUAAAUAAUCCUCAAAUUAAGUCAUCACAAGGGAGCCCCCCUCCAAUGAAGUAAUUUGCCCUGCUGCUAGGCAACAAAGGCUAUAUAGCUGCUAGAUGUCAUUAGUGGGGUUCGAAUCGAUGCCCCGCAAUCUGCCACCAUUGUGGCAGAAUGCGGCGCCUUAAUCCGCGUGACCACUAAGGACACUUAAUGCAAGGUGAGGUCAUAUGGUAAUUGCAUACAUAGCAGUAAAAUGGCCACAUUCCUGGGAUGUAAGUACACAGUUGGACUGGUCUCGGAACCAGCAGCUAUUUAAGUAUAGUAUAAAAGAUAAUUUUAGAUGAGAUAUAACUGAUGUAAGUAAACAUGGUAUAAUAAAAGAGCAAAUUCU
Messenger RNA from Portunus trituberculatus (swimming crab), 10432 nucleotides. Its product is annotated as RCC1 and BTB domain-containing protein 1-like. The transcript has 12 exons. Bases 88 to 1731 code for a protein of 547 amino acids. The record is from RefSeq and is a predicted model, not a curated record. NCBI's taxonomy places the organism in Eukaryota, Metazoa, Arthropoda, Malacostraca, Decapoda, Portunidae. Gene Ontology annotation, molecular function: protein binding.